ACCGUCGUUUAGCCAACGUACACAGUGAUCGCUGUUUCAAAGCGGAAGUUAAUUGUUGAGCGGAAAAAAAGCCUUUGAGUGUCCCGUCAGAAUCUGUUUUGCCGUUGGUUAGGGACACAUAGGGAUAGGCACACGGGGAACAUUUAUAAUAGUAUUACCAGGUGGAUAAAUAAUACUCUCGUAGAUCUGGGCAUCUAUUUUUUCUGGACAGUGUCUUUAGUCAAAACGUCUCACGUAUUACGAAUUAAACACAAUAAAAAAGAUUUCGCAGUUUAUUACCUUGUCGAGAACGUUGAACAAUUUUGAAGACAUUUACGAAAAGCUAGGCGUGUAUCUUGUGCUGUCCAGAGAAUACACAACUUGUGCGCGGUAUUGUUUUUCAUCGGACGUUUCAUAUCAGACCCACAGCUUGAACGUUUACAUUUCUUACAAUGGCAUUUACUGGCCAGGGACUGUCUGUCAACUUCAAGACAACAGGAGGAAUUGGGCUUUACAUCUCCCUGGUUGUAACACUGACAUCCUUCUUCACACUGACCACCGGUCAGCAACAGCCACCUCAGACGCAGAACGUGUGUAGUUCCAGGUUCGAAGCCGCUUUAGCGCCACAAUGUUUCGAGUCGUACGGGGUCAACUUCACGGGGGUCAUUUAUGUCCUCAGUGCAAACAGAUCGGGCGGGAUUCCCCCGACUUAUACCUACGAGUCUUUUCUGGAGUUUUUAUGCAGUGUUAGCAUGCAGGACAACAUUAUCCCGUGCGUGCUGGGACAGAUGCAGCAGUUCAACAGCACCCAGUGUACUGAGCAGGACCGUCUGGGCGUGCUGGGGAGGGGAGGGCAGCUACUUGCCUUCAUGGACGCCAUCUGUGGAGCGCCGUGCGAGCAAGAAGCCACUCAGUCCAUGAUUCAGUGUUAUGCUGCUAUUGACGUCAACCCGGAUGCGAUCCUGAGCCCUAACGCCUCUAUAGCGGACGACAAGUACACGAUAGUCGGGACCAAUGAGACGCAGUAUGAGAACUUCUGCAACAACCGGCAAAAACUGUUCUCCUGCCUGAGUCCCCUGACAGCCACGUGUCCUGGCCUGUUAGAGAGACUGUACACUAUAGGGGUGGACCUAGAGGCGAUGGAAGCGGCGACUGGACUGUUGUGCAAGGAUAAAGCAAAGUUUUUUGAAGGCCUGAAUUGCUUCACGACCCCAACGUCGAGUGUGACUCAGUGCCGGCAGUCCACGGAGACCAACAUGAGGGAGGUACUAGUGGGCCGCUACCAGACAGGAGCUGUGCCACCCUCCAAAUACAUGGACAAACUCUGCGAGUCAAAACUGACCCAAGUAGACUGUGAGCUGCAGGCCUUUGCCCAGUCUUGUGACCCUGACAUCUCCGAACUAAGGACCUCUGUGGAGUGCGCCAUCUUACCCAGGCCCUGCAAGGACGCACCGGCCUUUAAACAGGUUUAUAACGGUCUUUGCAAGAAGGUUACCACGCCCACCCCCGUGACCAACAGACCCACGGUACCCUCUGGCGGACCAGGCAAAGUCCCGGGAACGAGCGACGACAACGGCAGUAACCGUGAUGAUGACGACGACGAUGAUGACAGCUCUGCAUGUGCUGUGGCAAUGUCCAUGUCAGUAGUGAUUGUCUCUGUCGUCCUGAACGUCCUCUGGUGAUUGUCAGGUUGACUUACGAACUGGGAACAACAAAAACAAUGUCAAGAGCAUCAUCAUCAUCAUCAUCACCAUCAUCAUCAUCAUCAUCAUAAUCAUCAUCAU
Messenger RNA from Aplysia californica (California sea hare), 1763 nucleotides. RefSeq lists its product as uncharacterized. The coding region runs from base 432 to 1661 and encodes 409 amino acids. The record is from RefSeq and is a predicted model, not a curated record. The transcript is spliced from 8 exons. Lineage: Eukaryota; Metazoa; Mollusca; Gastropoda; Aplysiida; Aplysiidae.